UGCAUACUCGUUAAAGGGUGGCGAGCCUCUGCGAGCUGGGGCUUUCCCAAGGGCAAGAAGGGGUCUCAAAGAGACAGAUGCAGAGGCAGCAGUCAGGGAGGUGUGGGAGGAAACUGGAUUUGACAUCUCCUCUCUCGUCAACCCUUCAGAGUAUCUGGAGGUGGUGGCAGGGCAGCAGCAGCAGCGCUCGCGCCUGUUUGUGGUGGCGGGGGUGGACUCGCGCACAGCAGUGUUCCAGCCGCAAACUGUGAAGGAAAUCAGCGAGAUCGCAUGGCAUCUCGUGUGUGACUUGGCAACAGCGCAGAGCGAUGGAGCGCCGCCAGUCUCUCGCACAGUCAGCGGUGCCAAGCUCUUCAUGGUGCAGCCGUUUGUCAGGCCUCUCCUCGAGUGGAUAGACCGCCACCACACGCCUGACUCCCGACAGCUAGCUGUGCACAUGAUGCCGCAGAACGUCCCAGGGAGCAUCAUCUCCGUCUGGAAGACCAGCAGCGUUCUUCCCGCCUCUCCCCAAACAUCCCACUCUCUUGCCCCUAUUGCUCCUCCUCCUCCUCCUACUGCUACUGCUGCUGUUGUUGCUUCCCUCAGUGCUGCUUCCACCACUGCUCCACCCUCGUCUCAUCAUCCCACCAUCCCAGCCACCACCGUUGCAGUCCCGCACAUUCCCACCGCAUCCCCUUCCUCUCUCCGCCAUCCAGUCUCCUCGCGCCACGUGGCGGCGGCCAGGAAGCAGCUCUUUCCCGCCGAUUCUCCACCUCUGGCCACGUCAGCAUCGUCUGGGAUCCUGCCAGGAAUAAUAACAACAACAACAAUAAUAAUAAUAAUAAUAAUAAUAAUAAUAAUAAUAAUAAUAAUAAUAAUAAUAAUAAUAAUAAUAAUAAUAAUAAUAAUAAUAAUAAUAAUAAUAAUAAUAAUAAUAAUAAUAAUAAUAAUAAUAAUAAUAAUAAUAAUAAUAAUAAUAAUAAUAAUAAAAACUGCCUGGUGCGAUGUAUACAUAGAAAACACCUGUCCCUCCAAGUAA
Messenger RNA from Closterium sp. Yama58-4, 1018 nucleotides. The record is from the annotation of a GenBank genome assembly. NCBI's taxonomy places the organism in Eukaryota, Viridiplantae, Streptophyta, Zygnematophyceae, Desmidiales, Closteriaceae.